AUGAAUGACAACAUAUCCUCUGCGGGCUCAGAUUUGCCCCGAUUCGCCGUGAGUGUACCAUGCAAGGAACUGGAGUACCUAAUCCCUAAUCACGAGGAGCAGUGUGACUUUUGUCGCGAGAAGAAGAUCAAGGACGGUGAGGAGAGCUGGUCUCAGUCUACGACCGUGUCGGAACCAAUCGGAGUCGAGGUCAGACUUCGGCGCAUCGAGAACAGUUUGGAGCUUCUGACCAACUCUGUAAAUCAGCUACUCGUCGCCUCUGGCAGCAGAACAGCACCCGCCUCUAACGAAAGCGGUAACCUAACCUCUGCCCCCGAAACUGAACGACGACUGCCCGAACAAAUACACACCUUCUCAUCCCUAGAUGAAGCGGCAAGAAUACUGCAGUCCUUCCAAGAUAAAUCAGGUCCUUCACCCGAACACCAGCAGGCACAAUCAAGCCUUCAAGGCCUUUCUGAUGCUCUCACAAAUGUCUCGCUUCAUCAUGGGACAGCCGACGAAACCGCUCCGGGCAGCAGGUUUUACAUCCCAACUAAAGAAACAGGUUAUGCAUUGAUGGGCCAGUUCUUGAAACACUCUGAGCUUGGAGAUUUCAUGUUUCUCACGCCCUCGGAUGAGAUCUUAUGUCAAGUCUUGUUUGAACCAGAGACUGUUUCUGCCAAGGCAUGGGUAGUCUAUGUCAACUAUAUGCUCCUGGCUUUGACGAGUGGGAGUGGUGAUCAUGCCGGCGCCGUCACAGCUUUCAGAAAGAACAUGCGUCUGGCACUGGACGACGCGAAAAUCUUCCUCGAACCCAGUGAGGUCAACAUUCAGACAUUGAUCUUGUUGGCCCUUCAUGGGGAAGACUUUGCACUGCCAAACAUGUCUUGGAUGCUAACGGGACAAGCUUGCCAACAAGCUCAAGUGCUCAGAUUGCACUCGGUUACCAACUCCGACGCCUCAUCGCCGGGCCAGCAACGCCGAUUAUGCCUGUUCUGGGCGUUAUUCAUGGCUGACAAGUCGUGCUCGUUGGCAUUUGGACGCCCAGUGUUCCUCCCUACAGAAUGGUUUCAAAAUGUGCCGCUGCCACACUUUGAAUACCUUGAGCAGUUUCACGCCCAUCAAUCACAAGCCCCGCCAGCAACGUCGGCAUUCGGGGCGUACUUAUUCCUACAAACUGUCCAGUUUUCCAAGUUGAUAGGAUUCAUCCUCGUUCCGAAGGGGGCCAGUUCAGAAAGAGACAUGCUAAAUAGUCUACUAGACAGCUGGUACCAGCAGACGCACGAGCUUCUUUCUCAGGCUCGGGACUCUGAGACAGGAACUGACAACACAACCCAGUGUCGUGAGAUGAGCUUAGGUCUUCUGUCUGUUCAAUUCCGGUACUUGACUGCCUGCAUCAUUCUUCAGGGUUCCAGGUCGGGGAAUGAGGAGUUACGAAUUGCCUAUGCAAGACAAGCGAUAUCCCUGCUUCCAAAUAUGGUCUCCAACUGGAAUCAGGUCUACAACCCAGCAGUUUGGGAACUGCUAUACUUUCCAUUUACCCCGUUCUUUGUUUUAUUCGGGAGCAUCAUGAGAGAUCCGUCGGCCUUAACAGUACCCCAAGACCUUGAGCUGCUAGCAACAACCAAAACAUACUUUUCCCGGAUGCGCACACAGCUUUGCGUGCUUGCCUGUAUCACUUCCAAACUCGAGUAUACGGCUGGAGUCUUCUUAACUCUUGCGAGAGAGCGCUUCAACAAGAUUGGAUCCGGAUCUUUGGCAAGCAAGGGCCUGCAGGACGACAUGACAUCCCCGCAGCCCCGGACUAUAACGGACCAGGGGCAAGCGGGCUUCUCGUUUGCCGACACUCAAGACAACCAACAGGCUCCAACUCUAGGCGACGUAGACAUUGAGGCAUUUCUACACUGGCUGCCGCAAAAUAUUCCCAUGCAGUCCACGGCAGAUGUUGACAUGGAAGGAGAGUUUGUAGGAGCGGCGCCAAAUCAAGAGACCCGCGGGAUGAAGCGAAGCAUUGACAGCACCUUUGACUGGUUCUCGUGGGAUACGUAUUACGCCAGUGGGACCAUUCUAUAG
Molecule: messenger RNA, 2052 nt
Organism: Fusarium falciforme
Lineage: Eukaryota; Fungi; Ascomycota; Sordariomycetes; Hypocreales; Nectriaceae
Product: Zn(2)-C6 fungal-type domain-containing protein
Exons: 4
Coding region: 1-2052 (683 amino acids)
Biological process (GO): DNA-templated transcription
Molecular function (GO): DNA binding; zinc ion binding
Source: RefSeq, a predicted model, not a curated record